AUGGCACAGCCGGGCCUAGACCCGAGCCGGGCUGGUGCCUAUAAGGAGGUAGGCCUGGCCGGGCUGCCAGGGCAACGCUUGUAUGUAUCCGCGUGUUUUUACAGGCGCGUGUGCGAAACUCGGAAACAGAGACAACGGUUCAGAGAGAGAGUUCGCACCAAUCGUGCAGAGUCCCCUCAGGAUGAAGAAGGAGAAGGUGAGGCUGAGAUAGAGGGAGAAGGUGAAGCUGAAGUGGAGGGUGAAGGUGAAGCAGAUGUGGAGGGAGAAGGUGAAGCAGAUGUGGAGGGAGAAGGUGAAGCUGAACUAGAGGGAGAAGGGGAAGCUGAGGUGGAGAGUGAGGGUGAAAGGCCAGAAAUCGAUGUGGAUCGUGAAGAGAGUGAAGGUGAGAGAGUUCAAAGCUCACAUGAGAGAGAAGUCAGUGAUCACAGGCAAGAGAGUGGAGGGAAGGACGAGGAAAGUGAUGAACAAGAUUAUGGUCAUAGGGCGGCAACUAGUAGGAGGAGAGAGGUAAUUGCUAGUGAAUCCGAGGGAUCAGAGGAACACCAUUCUGUCGAAAAUGGGGAUGAUGAGAUUCAGCAAAUAAGAACACAAAGAUUGGCGAGUGAAGAUAGAGACGUUGCUCAUGUCUCCCCAUCAGCAGCUGAUAUUCGCGAUGUGUUUGGAGAUUCUGAUGAAGAUGAAGCUGGAGAAUAUGCGGCUCAGAAUGAUGGCCUUGACCGUGCUUCUCCUCGUUCUCCUGCUGAAGAGGAAGGCAGCCAUCAGAUGGAUGUGAGACCAGAAGAUCUCGUACUUGAUGAGGAUGGCAUGUAUGAAUCAGAAGAGGAAAAUUUUGAACAAAAACAAAAGGAAAAACCAGUUGGCCCUCCAUUAGAACUGGAAAUUCCACUCUGCCAAGCCCCUGGCCAGCCAGAAAAGAUGAACAUGAUCAAGGUCUCAAACAUCAUGGGCAUUGAACCAAAACCAUUUGAUCCUAAAACUUAUGUGGAAGAGGAUGUCUUUGUGACUGAUGAGUCUGGCGCCAAGAAACGCAUACGUCUGGAAGAUAACAUUGUUCGUUGGAGGAAUGUUCGUAAUCGUGAUGGGACAAUAUCUCGUGAAAGCAAUGCACGGUUUGUAAGGUGGUCUGAUGGAAGCUUGCAGUUGUUAAUCGGGAAUGAAGUUCUUGACAUAUCAGUUCAGGAUGCUCAACAUGAUCAAACCCACCUUUUUUUAAGACAUGGGAAGGGGAUUUUGCAAUCUCAAGGGCAGUUAUUACGGAAAAUGAGAUUCAUGCCGUCUUCCUUAUCCUCAAAAUCUCACCGUUUAUUAACUGCUCUGGUGGAUUCCCGUCAUAAGAAAAUAUACAAGGUGAAGAACUGCAUUACUGAUAUCGAUCCUGAGAGGGAAAAGGAGGAAAAAGAGAAGGCUUUGAAUCAAACUAUCAGAAGUAGGGUAGAUCUCCUACGCAAGCAGGAGAAAGUGAACCGGAAGUAUAGCCAAGCUCGGGAGAAAGAACCCCAGCUGUCACCAGGGUACCUGGAGGGGGCAUUGGAAGAGGAAGAUGAAGCUGAGGACUAUGUCAAUCACCGAAGAGCUGCUCGGCGCCACUUUGAAGAGGAUCUGGAAGUAGAAGAACGGGCUGAGAAACGCAUACUUAAUGCUAAGAGGUCACAUGUACCAAAAGAACCUCCUCGGAAAACACCAUUCAUGGCUGGUCGCUCUUCAAAGCGCCAGUUAGAGGAGCCAUCGGAAAGUGAGAGAGAGGAAUCUGAGUAUGAAUCAGAAGGUGAGGAUGAGAGGCUUCCAUCUCGUAAAAAGAGAAUACAAGAAGAAGAAGAGGAGAGAAGAAGAGGGGAAGAGGAAGAAGAGGAGGAAGAGGAAGAUGAUGAGGAGGAAGAGCCAGCAAGGGGAGGGGGACGGAGAGGUGAAGCUAUAGAAGAAGACGAGGAAGAGGAGGAUGCUCCCAAGCAAAGGGUUAAGGAGUCUGGGAGGAGGAGAGCGCGUGAGGAGGUGGAGAAUGAUGACGAGGAAUCACCACCUCGAAAGCAAGCACCCCAACGCCGCAGAAUGGUCUUCACAGAUAGCGAAGAGGAUUGAAAGACUCGAAAAUUUCCAUUAAAGAAGUGAGUUUUUGUAGUGAGAAAAAGUGGAUUGAAAUUAUGAUAAAUAGCCGUUUUGAUUUCUUACUCUUUUUCUUCUGUUAUUUGAUACAAGUUUACAUGCAUGAGAUUCACUCUUGUUACUCCAUGAUGGUGGGGAUAAUGCAUGAUGAGUAAAUGUGGGCUGAGACCAUGGAUCGAUGUGCCAGGCACCUUUGAAGCCCAUGAGUGAGGUGCACUUGGUCUUCUUCCCUGUUUACUCGUGCACAAAUGUGAGACUCUACAAUUCAUAAAUCAAAUAGUUGAAAGCAUUAUUCAGCUA
Amborella trichopoda is the source of this 2400-nucleotide messenger RNA. Lineage: Eukaryota; Viridiplantae; Streptophyta; Magnoliopsida; Amborellales; Amborellaceae. The record is from RefSeq and is a predicted model, not a curated record.